Molecule: messenger RNA, 777 nt
Organism: Microthlaspi erraticum
Lineage: Eukaryota; Viridiplantae; Streptophyta; Magnoliopsida; Brassicales; Brassicaceae
Source: the annotation of a GenBank genome assembly
AUGGCACUUGUCCUGAAAAUCUUCAGUCCAUUGGUGAAGGUUCUCAGAAUCGCAGAUGGAGAGAAGAUACCCUCACUUGGGUUUAUCUAUGGUGAGAUCUUAGUAGCUAAGAACUCGAUCAAGGAAGCUACGGAUCAGAUAGAGAGGAACUAUGAACCAAUCAUCAAGAUUAUUGACGAGAAAAUGAAAGGCAGGCUGGAUACUCCUCUUCAUAUUGCUGCUUACUUUCUUAAUCCAUUCUACUUCUACAAGAACACGGGCAUAUAUGAUAUGGAAGUCAUGCAAGCAUUCAUUUCUUGUGUUGAGACAUUCUACUAUGGAGACUUUGAUAAGCAAAAUGAAGUUGUCAAUCAAGAGGUUCAGCAAUACAGGAACAAGUCGGGUUAUUUUGGCAUGCCUUUAGCUCAAAAAGGCUGCGAGAAGAAUGAUGGAAAGUUUGAUCCAGGACUUUGGUGGUCAACUUAUGGUUGUGAAACACCAGUUUUGCAAAAGCUAGCUAAGAGGAUUCUUGCUUUGACCUCUAGUUCUUCCGGUUGUGAAAGAAAUUGGAGCUGCUUUGGAGCGAAUGGCUUGUUGAUCACCAUGAGAGUAGGUCCAGUUGGAAGUACAACUCAAGCUUCAAGGGUUAGAGCCCUUUACGAUGAUGAUUUUGAAUCAGAAGAAGAGGAUGGUGGAGACAUGGAGUUUGAAGAUGAUGAAGAUCCUGUCUUCCGUGACAAUGGUUUCAUGGUUUCCGAGUUUGAUUUGGAUAAGAGAGGUUAUGGUGUAGACGUGUAG